AUGAAGAGCCGUUGCCUCGUUCUCGGAAUCGGAGAGUGCAUUCCCGCCGUUCACCUGCUUCUACACAGUCUGCUCCUCGUGGCGCACGCAUACACGCCGCUCAACGAGGCCUUCCUCACGAACAUCUCGGCCGGAGUGCUCGACUCGGACUUCAACCCUGCCACGGGGAGCCUCCUCUCCCCGAUCCUGGUGCCGCGCGCUCCCGGCUCGGCCAACCACGCGGCGGUGCUGCAGCACUUCGUGGGCUUCUUCAGCACCCAGCUGCCGAAGUGGAAGAUCGAAUGGGCCAACUCGACUUCCACGAACGCGGCCGGGGUGGAGCUUCCCAUCGCGAACCUGGUCCUCAGCCGCGAGCCGCCGUGGACCCAGGCCGGACAGGCGAACUGGUUGACUCUGGCGGCGCACUAUGAUAGCAAGAGCCUGCCCGAUGGCCUGGUCGCCGCGGCCGACGGGGCCGUGCCGUGCACCAUCUUGAUGCACGCUGCCCGGAGCAUGGAUCGGUACAUGACGCAGAUGCACGACGAGAUGGACGCGCUGGGAGAAGGCGGAACCGUCGCGAUGGACAUGGGAGUGAAAAUCGUAUUCAUCGACGGGAAAGAGUCCCUCGACGGAGGAAAAGAAGCGGCGUUGUACGGAUCGAGAGAUCUGAGCACAGUCUGGGAGAAUCAGAAAUACCCAGCCGGCGCCCAAUACCCCAACGCCCUGAGCCAAGUCCGGCUCUUCGUCCUGCUCGACUUCCUGGGCGCCGCCAACCCGACCGUCCCGUCCUACAGCGUCGACACGCACUGGGCCUUCAAGAAGAUGAUCGAGCUCGAGGCCCGCCUGCGGAAGAUGCAGCUCCUCGAGAGCCGCCCGCAGGCCACCGCCUUCACCUUCGAGACGAGCGAGGCCACGGGCCGCGCGGUCGCCGCCGCGGAUUACGUGCCCUUCGCGCAGCGCGACGUCCCGUUCCUCUACGUCGCGCCCUAUCCCCUCCCGGAAACGCGCCACACGGUGAACGACACGGGCGCCCAUCUCGACAUGCCGACCGUGAGGGACUGGGUCAAGAUCAUCACAGGCUUUACAUUCGAGUGGCUGGACAUGAUGGAGGUCUGGCCCGAGCGUGAGUGCCCCUGGGAGGACGCAAGGCAAAGAAUCACCUGCGGAGUCUACAGUGUCAUGGUCCCAUCGACCCAGGCCCAUUCGGGUCUCGGAGUCAAAUUCAGCUAUGGCAUAGAUGGAGCCGUGCUGAAGGCUAUCGAUGACCUGGAGAGAUAG
This is a messenger RNA of Drepanopeziza brunnea f. sp. 'multigermtubi' MB_m1, 1257 nucleotides long. RefSeq lists its product as uncharacterized. The record is from RefSeq and is a predicted model, not a curated record. NCBI's taxonomy places the organism in Eukaryota, Fungi, Ascomycota, Leotiomycetes, Helotiales, Drepanopezizaceae. Gene Ontology annotation, molecular function: zinc ion binding; glutaminyl-peptide cyclotransferase activity.